Moesziomyces antarcticus is the source of this 1329-nucleotide messenger RNA. Its product is annotated as acyl-CoA dehydrogenase. The transcript is spliced from 2 exons. Bases 1 to 1329 code for a protein of 442 amino acids. The record is from RefSeq and is a predicted model, not a curated record. Gene Ontology annotation, molecular function: oxidoreductase activity, acting on the CH-CH group of donors; flavin adenine dinucleotide binding. NCBI's taxonomy places the organism in Eukaryota, Fungi, Basidiomycota, Ustilaginomycetes, Ustilaginales, Ustilaginaceae.
AUGUCGACCAAGCUCACCAAACCGACCGUCCCCUUUUCCGAGGCGCCAUGGAUUCAGGGGCUGCCAUCCUCGAUCUUCACCUCGCCUUCUCAUGUUCAACUUCGCGAGUGGUGCCGCGUUUGGUGUGACGAGGUCCUGAUCAAGCUUGGGGCCAAGUACGAGGAGGCUGGCGUCAUCAACGACGAUGAGGCGUACCAGCGCGCUGCCAAGGACGGCGUACUUUUUGCUUUCGCCACGGGCGUGCACGUCGAUCCCAAGAUCGCCAAGAUCGCCCAAGCUGCUGGUGUCGGCCUUCCGGCCGGCAUCAAGAUGGAGGAGUGGAACAACAUUCACGACUACAUCAUCUGGGACGAACUCAACCGCUGCGCCAGCCCGGUAUUGAUGGGCCUGAUUGGCGGCCUUACGUAUGGCUCCGGCCCCAUCAUGCACUUUGCCAGCGACGAGCAGAAGGCACGCUGGCUCCCCGAGAUCUUCACGGGUCGCAAGCGAAUCUGCCUUGCCAUCACUGAGCCCCUUGCCGGCAGCAACGUCGCCAACCUCAGCACCGAGGCGACGCUGAUCGAAGAGAACGGCAAGAAGUACUACCUCGUCAACGGCAGCAAGAAGUGGAUCACCAACGGAAUCUACUCGGACUGGUUCACCACAGCCGUUCGCACGUCGGGCAAGGCGGGCGAGUCGGGCGGCAUUUCACUGCUCAUGAUCCCUCGCGGACCCGGUGUUACCACCAAACAAAUGAAGAUGCUCCCCGGCGGAGCUUCGGGCACGACCAUCGUCGAGUAUGACGACGUCAAGGUCCCCGUCGAGAACCUCAUCGGCAAGGAAGGAGAAGGUCUGAAGCUGGUGUUCUUUAACUUCAAUCACGAGCGGAUGACGAUCGCCUACACAGCCUUACGCUAUGCUAGGGUGUGUAUGGAGGAUGCGAUUGCGCACACACGACGACGAGAGGUGUUUGGCAAGACGUUGAUCGAGCAGCCGGUGGUGCGCCACAAAAUUGGCCACAUGGCGCGCGAGGUGGAGGCGCUGCAAGCCUGGACGGAAAGCAUCAUUUUCCAGCAACUUAAUUUGACAAUUGCGCAGUCGAACCUGCUCACCGGCGGCACGUGUGCGCUGCUCAAGGCGCAUGCCGGUAUCGUGCUGGAGAAGGUGGUGCGCGAGGCAGUGCAUCUGCUCGGAGGCAUGGGCCUCACCAAGGGCGGCACCGGCGAACGCAUCGAGCGCAUCUGGCGCGAAGUCAAGGCGCUCACCGUGCCCGGCGGAAGCGAGGACGUGAUGAUCGACCUGGGCGUGCGCCAGCAGCUCAAGCUUGUCGGCCCCCAGAGCAAGUUCUGA